CCAGUUGCUCAUGGGGAAUGCGCACGUACCUUUGGUUAUAAGUAGUAGAUCUGUAUGAAAUGAGGGAUGGAGAGCUUAUUGAAGAAGGAGUUAAACACCUCUACCCUGAAGACUACGGGGCAUGCAGGGGGUGGGUGCAUCAGCGAGGGACAAACCUACGAGACCGACCACGGGCGAGUGUUCGUGAAAAUCAACCAUAAGAAUGAGGCACGCAAAAUGUUUGAUGGUGAGCUGGCAAGUCUAGAUGCCAUAUUGAAAACCAACACAGUCAAGGUGCCCAAACCCAUUAAAGUGAUUGACGUCUCUCCUGGAGGAGCCGCAUUUGUCAUGGAGCAUUUGGACAUGAGGAGUCUUCAUAGACAUUCAGCUAAGCUUGGAGAACAACUAGCUGACCUGCACCUUCACAACCUGAGGCUCAAGCAGACGCUUCAGAAAGGAGAACAAACUGUCGGGCAAGGCCCGGGACAGUCCCAGUUACAGCACACUGACAAGUUUGGGUUCCACACAGUUACGUGCUGUGGGUUUAUUCCCCAGGUGAACGACUGGCACAGUGACUGGGUUGCGUUUUUCACUCAACAUCGCAUUCAGCAUCAGCUUGACCUCAUUGAGAAGGACUAUGGGGACCAACAGGCAAGGGAGCUCUGGAGUGAACUGCAGCUCAGAAUCCCCGAAUUGUUCCAAGAUGUGGAAGUCGUUCCAGCCUUGCUGCAUGGUGACCUGUGGGGAGGCAAUGUUGCUGAAAAUGAAGCCGGUCCCAUCAUUUUUGACCCAGCUUCCUUCUAUGGUCACUCUGAGUUUGAACUGGCUAUUGCUGGGAUGUUUGGCGGCUUUAGCGGUUCUUUUUACUCUGCCUACCACAAGGUGAUUCCCAAGGCUCCUGGGUUUGAUAAACGCCUGAAGUUUUAUCAGCUCUUUCAUUAUCUGAACCACUGGAAUCACUUUGGCACCGGGUACAGAGGCUCUUCUCUCGGUGUCAUGAGGAGCUUGCUAAAGUAAAGCAGUAGGUAGCUCACAAAGAUUGGCGUAAGUAUGCUCGACUAAUCCUGCUUCACUUCAUUGCAUUAUGAUAAUACGCAGUAGGGGCCUGCCAUGAAUUGCAUAAGCAGAGAAUCCUAAUCUUUUGGAAAUGCGCCACGUGGUCGUGUGAAUCUCGGAGGAAUCCUUUUUGGUGAGAUGUGAUGAUUCUAAAGCAUCUUGUAUGGUAAAAAUGCUUGACUUGGAAACCUGUUGUACUGCACAGAACCAUCAGACGUUUGCUUUGCUGUCUGAUAUUCCUUAUCACAUAGGAGGUCCAGUUCCAUGUGUUCCUCUGGAAUUUACACCCGUAAUUUAUGUGAAAUCAGACUCUGUAUUUCAGCCCUCUGUCACCUGUCAAUACUAAAGUACUUCCCUUCUGAUGUGCAUUUGGGAUUUUAGCAGGGUAGUCCUCUGUGAAGGAAAAUGAAAUAUGUUGUGCUUGCAUUUGCAAGAAGAUUUGAACGUAGUAAUGAAACAUUUUGUGAAAUGAAACUGAAAACGCACAGUAUCUGUGAAAACCAAAAUAAAGUGCUAGUUAAAUGCUGA
Erpetoichthys calabaricus (reedfish) is the source of this 1563-nucleotide messenger RNA. RefSeq names its product fructosamine 3 kinase related protein (gene fn3krp). The coding region runs from base 67 to 996 and encodes 309 amino acids. The transcript is spliced from 6 exons. Lineage: Eukaryota; Metazoa; Chordata; Cladistia; Polypteriformes; Polypteridae. The record is from RefSeq and is a predicted model, not a curated record.